Apodemus sylvaticus (European woodmouse) is the source of this 2864-nucleotide messenger RNA. RefSeq names its product secretory carrier-associated membrane protein 4. Gene Ontology annotation, molecular function: catalytic activity. Gene Ontology annotation, biological process: protein transport. The transcript is spliced from 9 exons. The record is from RefSeq and is a predicted model, not a curated record. Lineage: Eukaryota; Metazoa; Chordata; Mammalia; Rodentia; Muridae. The coding region runs from base 168 to 1859 and encodes 563 amino acids. Gene Ontology annotation, cellular component: trans-Golgi network membrane; recycling endosome membrane.
GUGCCCCGCGGCGGCAGGCGUGGCGGCCCGGUUGCUAGGACUUGGAUAAGCGUGGCGUUCGCGAGGGCGUCCCUCAGCUGCUUCCGGUUGUAUGUUCCGGGUCAUCACAGUCCCCUGCCUCGGGGUUAUCUAUUCACCAUCUUUACCGCAGUCGAGCCCCGUUGAGGAUGGAGCCCACCUCAGACUUUGCAGAGCAACCUGGGCCUGAGAAGACUGAAAGUAAGGAGCAAGAGCCGGCGCAAUGGCAAGCCCUCCCUGUCCUGUCGGAGCAGCAGUCUGGGGCCGUGGAGCUGGUGCUGGCCUAUGCCGCCCCUGUCUUGGACAAGCGCCAGACGUCCCGCCUCCUCCGGGAGGUGUCUGCUGUCUAUCCACUUCCUGCCCAGCCCCACCUCAAGCGGGUGCGCCCCAGCCGCAGUGCAGGCGGUGCUCACUCCUCAGAUCUGCUGCUGUGCCUGGCAGGGCCCUCUGCGGGCCCCCGCUCAUUGGCCGAGUUACUACCCAGGCCUGCCGUGGACCCGCGUGGACUAGGCACACCUUUUCUGGUGCCUGUGCCUGCCCGGCCGCCCCUCACCAGGAGCCAGUUUGAGGAGGCGCGGGCCCACUGGCCCACAUCUUUCCAUGAAGACAAGCAGGUGACCAGCGCGCUGGCCGGGCAACUCUUCUCUGCGCAGGCACGAGCCGCCAUGCAGACCCACAUGGAACGCGCGGUACAUGCAGCCCAGAGGGCAGCGGCCCAGGGGCUGCGGGCAGUGGGCGCCGUUGUGGUGGACCCAGCCUCGGACCGCGUAUUGGCCACGGGCCAUGACUGCAGCAGCACAGCCAGCCCCCUGCUGCAUGCCGUCAUGGUGUGCAUUGACCUGGUGGCCCAGGGGCAGGGCCGUGGCUCUUGUGACCUCAGAGGCCACCCAGCUUGCUCCUUUGCACAGGCCACUGCCACUCAGGGCGCCCGCGCCGGCAGCGUGCGCAAGCUGGACGAUGACAGCCUGCCCUAUGUGUGCACCGGCUACGAUCUGUACGUUACCCGAGAGCCCUGUGUCAUGUGCGCCAUGGCCCUCGUCCACGCCCGCAUCCAGAGAGUCUUCUACGGGGCGCCCUCACCCGAUGGAGCCUUGGGUGGCCCCUUCUGCCCGGGUGCCAGGUCAGCUGAUACAGAAAUGGCAGGAAAGGAGAACAACUUCCCCCCGCUGCCUCACUUCCUGCCGCUGAAGCCCUGCUUCUACCAGGACUUCUCUGAUGAGAUCCCCGUGGAGCACCAGGUGCUGGUGAAGAGGAUCUACCAGCUGUGGAUGUGUGAGCCUCGGGUUUACUGUGCCACACUGGGUGUAAACCUGGUGGCUUGCCUGGCCUGGUGGAUUGCGGGGGGAGCUGGUGCCAAUUUUGGCCUGGCCUUGCUCUGGCUGGUUAUCUUCACGCCCUGCAGUUAUGUGUGCUGGUUCCGGCCUGCGUACAAGGCCUUCCGAGCCGACAGCUCCUUUAACUUCAUGACAUUCUUCUUCAUCUUUGGAGCCCAGUUUGUGCUGACCGUCAUUCAGGCCAUCGGCUUCUCAGGCUGGGGCGCGUGUGGCUGGCUGGCAGCCGUUGGAUUCUUUGGGACCAGUGUUGGGGCUGCUGUGGUCAUGCUGAUCCCAGCCAUCAUGUUUUCUUUGUCUGCCGUUGUGAUGGCCAUCACUAUUGUGAAGGUGCACAGGCUCUACCGCGGGGCUGGUGGGAGCCUCCAGAAGGCGCAGACAGAGUGGACCGCUGGGACAUGGAGGAACCCACCGUCAAGGGAGGCCCAGUUUAACAGUUUCUCUGGGAACAGCCUGCCUGAGUACCCCACUGUCCCCAGCUACUCGUCCAGUGGAGGCCACUGGCCCUAGGCGGGUGGCUGGCCGCAGCACCAUGGCUCUGUCUCCUACCACCAUCCUCGACCCCGAGGCCUGAGCAUCUCCAAGGUCCCAGGAGACCUCUGGCCCAUGUUCAUCUCUUGCCUGAGUCCUCAGCAAGCACUGCCCAACAGCCAUUGUCCACUGCCAUCCUACCAGAGCCUGGCUGGGUUUGCCCUGCUCCCACCUGUCAAGAGGGUAUGAACCCAGCCUGGGAGUAGAGGCCUCAGUUUCCAAGCUCCUGUCCUUUGUGUUGCUGAGAUGUAUAAAGCCAAACCCCAAGCGCCUGUGUAGAUGGGUGUGAGUGGACAGUCAGGAGCAUGGCGGCUGGACCUGCAUCCUCUGCUCUGCCAUCCGCUAUACCUGUGCUCUUCUGGGCCCUCCUACUUCUUUGUCCCAUCUCUUGUGACAGUGACAACCUGCUGUCCCCUCUACCACCCAGGAUCCUGAGUAGACCUCUGCCCACUUGCAGGCCCUGAUCCACUUGGCUGAGGGUACUCUGACUGCCAGGAGACCCCCUCCCUCUCUGUGGGCAGCUGGAGGAGAGGAACAGGCUCUGCUGCCUGGCAGGCCAAACCCCCAGCCACAGGACUUCUGGAAAAGAUCUGUGCCUUAGAGAGACCUGUCCCCCUCCCCACAACCUCUGCCUUCCCAGGGCAGCUGUGGCCUUGCCAGGAGAGCCAAACUGAGUCUUGGAAUGUCCACAGCACAGCACCUCUGAUGACCUUGGACUCAAUAUUCUUUGUGACCUGAUGCUACCAGCCAAGUCACCAAGUCCCCAGGCCACCCCACAGGGCUGUGUGCCAGUAUCAUGCCAAACUGUCUGGGCACCUGACCUCUACCCAUCUCCGAGGGGCGUAGGGAUGGAGUCAAGUGCCUGCCAGGUGACACUCCAGAGCCACCUGCAGCUCUUCCUGCCCAGCCCUGGGUAUGUGCGCCCGUAUGCCAUAGUUGGUUUUGUUAUAUGAGAAUAUUCUGCAAAUAAAUUCUCUUUCUGCA